AUGGCCACAAAAAUGACCUACUUCCGCAUAACCCUCAUGCGCUCCGCCAUCGGUCUCCCCCUCCGCCAAAACAUGGUCCUCCACGCCCUCGGCCUGAAAAAGCGAAUGGCAACAGUCUUCUAUCCCGUCACACGAGACGUGGCCGGUCAAAUCAUGAAAGUCAAGGAAUUAGUUGACGUGCAAGAGGUUGAUGAGCCGCUCACAAAGGCACAAGUGCAUCUACGACGGAAGCCGGAUCCGGGGUAUUAUAUUGAGACCCGGGCGGAGGAGGAUUUUGAGGAGAAGAGGUUUUCUUAG
Molecule: messenger RNA, 297 nt
Organism: Talaromyces marneffei
Lineage: Eukaryota; Fungi; Ascomycota; Eurotiomycetes; Eurotiales; Trichocomaceae
Exons: 1
Coding region: 1-297 (98 amino acids)
Biological process (GO): translation
Cellular component (GO): large ribosomal subunit; mitochondrion
Molecular function (GO): structural constituent of ribosome
Source: RefSeq, a predicted model, not a curated record